This is a messenger RNA of Salvelinus sp. IW2-2015, 4658 nucleotides long. Its product is annotated as F-BAR domain only protein 1. NCBI's taxonomy places the organism in Eukaryota, Metazoa, Chordata, Actinopteri, Salmoniformes, Salmonidae. Gene Ontology annotation, biological process: clathrin coat assembly; clathrin-dependent endocytosis. The record is from RefSeq and is a predicted model, not a curated record. Gene Ontology annotation, cellular component: clathrin-coated pit; cytoplasm; clathrin-coated vesicle.
CUCUCAGCUCUUUACCAAAACUAUUUACUAAAACACAGGCAGGGUAACUGCUUUGUUAUUGUUUCAAUUAAGGAUGCCAUCUUUAAUCUUGCUUUCAAUACGUCAGUCUUAUUGAUUGAAGCCCACAUUGGCAAAUACAGCCUCAAACUAACAGGUGGGCGUCAUCGUUAAAAUAAAAGAAUGUAAUCCAAUUGGCGCAUAGAAAUUCUAGAAGACCUGCCUCCAAAUGGUUGCUAUGCCUACAACACAUUCUUCCCCCUAGGCUUGAUUGAAAAGUAUGUCAACCAAUAGAGACAGAGAUGGGUGGGAAUUUGCGCGCACACUGAAAUCUGCCCAGAGAAUUUGUGCCACUUCCCUAGUGCUUACUAUCAAAUCACUUUGGGCAGGCUUCACCGUACGGCUGGUGCUGGACAGGUGAAUGACUCAGGAUGGAAAAUGUACUAUAAAGGUUUUCCAGAAAAUACAUACAGAUCCCUAUAAAACUCUCUGAGUGAAGAUGGCGUUCUUCAAGAACAACUUCUGGGGGGACAAGAAUGCAGGUUUUGACUUGCUGUACCACAACAUGAAGCAUGGGCAGAUUGCUACCAAGGAGCUGGCAGAGUUUGUCCGUGAGAGGGCUGCCAUCGAGGAAACCUACUCCAAGUCUAUGAGCAAAAUGGCCAAGAUGACAAGCAAUGGAAGCCCACUAGGGACGUUUGCCCCUAUGUGGGACGUGUUCCGGGUGUCAUCAGACAAGCUGGCUCUCUGCCACCUUGAGCUGAUGCGCAAGAUGAACGACCUCAUCCGGGACAUCAACAAGUAUGGUGACGAGCAGGUCAAAGUUCACCGCAAGGCCAAGGAGGAGCAGGUGGGGACCCUGGAGGCUGUUCAGGCGGUUCAGGUCCAGAAUGGUCACCUCCAGAAGUCCAGGGAGGGAUACCACUCCAAGUGUAUUGAGCUGGACAGACUGAGGAAAGAGGGAGCCCCCCAGAAAGAACUGGAGAAGGCGGAGCUGAAGUCUAAGAAAGCUGCAGAGUUGUUUGCUGUGUGCAUAGAGAAGUACAACCGCGUGGGAGGAGACUUCGAGCAGAAGAUGAGCGAAUCAGCUCAGAAGUUCCAGGACAUUGAGGAGACCCACCUGAGGCAGAUGAAACAGCUUAUCAAGGGAUACUCUCACUCCAUAGAGGACACCCACGUCCAGGUGGGACAGGUCCAUGAGGAGUUCAAACAGAACGUGGAGAACAGCGGUAUAGAUAACCUCAUCCAGAGGUUUGCAGAGCAGAAGGGCACAGGGAAGGACAGACCAGCCCUGGUGGGGUUUGAGGAGUACCUGACAGCUUCAGUACCUGAGGGGAGUAAGAAGAGUCGAGGAAAAGCCUUCAGGAUUCCUGGACUGGGCAAGAGGGACAAAGAGCCAGACUCAACGGAUUCGGCUGUGACGGAGACACCAGUGAGUAACUCUCCCCUGGAGGUGGAUGAGGAGGGGUUUGUCAUCCGAGCCGACGUCAAUCAGAAUGGCUGCUCGACGGWGGACAAGGAGAACGACUUCUACUCCAGCGACUCUGACUUUGACGACGAGGAGCCCAAGAAGUUCCACAUCCAGAUCCGUCCGGUGGGCAGCAGCAACUCUGCUGCUACAGAGAUGGAGCUGAAGGCCACCGUGGGGGCACUCACACUGCCCCCCAACAGAGGGGUGUCAGUGAAACGUCAUCGCUCCAGAAACAGCAGUACUACAGGCCGUUCAGAGGGGGAGGGAGAGGGCGCCCCCCACAGGGAGGGAGAGCAGGACGGCCUACGCAAUUCCAUCUCCAGUCCGGAUCACAGCAGGUUGAGUUCUACUGCGUCAGGCUCAGACAACCUCUUUGGACCUCCUCUGGAGUCGGCCUUUAAGUCCAAAAGCUUUGCUGGUAGAGAACAGCUACCGAGAGCAGAGAGUGUCUUUGGUGCAUCUGAAUAUGCUGCCUUCUCCACUGACUCCUCCUCUCCUGAAAACGUAGAGGACUCUGGGCUGGACUCACCUUCCCAACAGCCCCUGGGCCCCUCCCCUGAGACAGCUGGUUGGGCAGCGUGGCCAUCGGCAGGUCAGAGUAAAGAACCAGCAGGACUGAGCAGGCCAGCAGACCCCUUCCUUACUGCCUUUAGAGACCCCUCCCCAGGACACAGCCCCCACUCCCCCCAGGACGACCCAGCCAGUGUCUGGGCAGCUGCUCAUCGGUCCCCCCGCCCCCCUCCAGACAUGGACCUCUCAGCCCUCCGCUUCCCGGUCUUCUCCCAGUCCCUGGUCCCUCCAGAGCUGGACCCGGCUCUGUGGAGCUGUAAACACAUCCCUCCUGAAGACCCCUUCCUGGCUGCCUUUGAGAGGACCGUCGUCACCCAGGAGACCCUGCCCCCCCCUGACGCCUGGGCCCCCCCACCUCCGCGCCCCUCCAGAGACGGGAGGGGGAUAGAGGUACGGAGCGACCCCUUUUCCAGUGACAGUAAAACCCUCCCCACCACCUCCUUUUGCAAGGACAUGGACCGGAAACGGGACCGUAGCGUCCUGCCCCCAGAAUCACCUGACGACCCAUUCGCCAUCACUAUGAUUGGCAGCCCCACCCACCAGUCAGCCCUGGCUGCCGCGACAGGGGUCCUGACCCACAGUGUCAGCAGUAGUAGGUUGACCCACAACGCCAAAUCCCUCCCCUUAUCCCAGACGAAAAAGGAGCUGGUCCACUGGAACUCUGUCCACAACCCCUUCAGUGAGGGGACCUCGGCUGGGUCUCUGGCCCUGGGUGGAGUGGUCAAUGAGGGAGGGAGGAAGCAGCACGAGUCAUGCAGUGAAAGCGGGCCACGCAGGAGCGGCCUGCCUCUCACACUGCAUUCUGGGCCACAGGAGGACCUGUGCUUCUCUACUGACAAAGACCAGAACUGUCUGGAUCUGAACGCACCACAGCAAUCCUGCAACAUGGACUCAAACAAAGGUUCAAGGCAUAGCUUCAGGCAGCACAGUGCAGAGCUGCUGGUGGCAGCCCCCCCCAGACCAGCCAGAGCCAAGAGGUCCUCAGGCAGACUGAGUGGCUGUGAGAGAUCCAGGUCAGUGUGCUCAUCUCCUCUGCCGGACCCCAGCCUGGACUUCACCUCAUCCUCCUCCUCCAGCCCUAGUGAGUGGGGGGCCCAGACCCAUGCCACCAGCCCUGCUAGAGUGCAUCUGUCUCGCGGGCCGAGCCCAAUCUCCCUGAGCACCCAGGAGUCCUGGCCUGUGGCUGCAGCCAUCACAGAAUACAUCAACGCUUACUUCAAAGGUGGACAGCAUAACCGCUGUCUGGUGAAGAUCACAGGAGAUCUCACCAUGUCUUUUCCUGCUGGAAUAACUUGUAUCUUCACUGCUAACCCAAACACCCCAGUCCUCAGCUUUCGAUUGGUCAACAUCUCCCGGGUUGACCACUUUCUGCCCAAUCAGAAGUUGCUCUACAGUGACCCCUCUCAGAGUGACCCAGACACCAGGGACUUCUGGUUCAACAUGCAGGCACUGAACCUUUACCUGCAGAGAGAGGCUGAGCUCAACCCUCUGGCCUCCUACUAUAACGUGGCCCUACUCAAGUACCAGGUGUCGUCCCAGGACCCUGGUCGUGCUCCCCUUCUGUUGUCAGCAGAGUGCCAGCGGAGUGGCACAGUGACCCGUGUGUCCCUGGACUAUCACUGCUGCCCGGCCACUGCCCCCUCCACCCAGCUCACUGCUGUGCAGGUGCUGCUACCCCUCGACCACACCGCCACAGACCUGCAGUGCCAUCCCCCCGCAUGCUGGAAUACUAAGGAACGACGGCUACUGUGGAAGCUACCCAACCUCUCCCCCACCAACCAAAGCAAAGGCUCUGGCACUCUGUGUGCUAGCUGGCAGUGCCUAGAGGUUCCUCGCGGCCCUCCCCCCAGCCUGGCAGUCCAGUUUGUGGGAUCGGGGGCCUCCCUUUCGGGCAUGGACGUGGAGCUGGUGGGCAACCGUUACCGCAUGUCCCUGGUAAAGAAGAGAUUUGCCACAGGGAAGUACAUGGCAGGCUGCACCUUGUGAGGAGGAGUAGGAAUGACCAGGUCACCGUUGGGAGUUCCUGGAGUACACAUUGCACUUUUAGGCCUCUGGGCCAUACCAACCUAGUCGCCCAGGAGGGAGAGAACAGACAGACUAGGAUGGUUUUGACUUUGGGACCACACAUCGUGCUCACUCUUUUCCCCCCAAACUUGUUGUGUAUGGUGUCCUGACCGCUAAGGACCAAACUCAUUAUGGGACCUAGACUUUAUUAUUUUUGUAUCUUUCAGCCCUGCGUCGUACAUAAUCCUUUUCUCUUUGUACUGAAUCUUGUUCUGUUUGCAUUGUGUGCCUUUAUAUCAGCAGUUAAACUGGAUAUAAGAAGUUGGUUUUAUUGAAGAGAAAUCGUUUAUGAAUAAACAUACUACUUGUCAAACAGAAUUGCCAUGGAAUAUUUCGGGAGAAAAUGCAUGUCUAGUCUGAGGGCUCUAUUCAAUCUAUCGCUAAAGGGUUACAGAUUGUGAUAGAAAUGUAAUUUCCAAUUGAUCCGACAUAUGCACCGUUUACUGUGAAUGCGGAACAUCGCCUUUAAAUUUCAAUCACACUUACGCGAUACUAUUUUUAUAGAGCACUUAAUCAUUGAGUGGUUACAGUAAUAACAGUUAAUUUGCCAGGACAC